AUGACUACUCCACUGAACAAUGCAAGAGUCUGCAUUACUUGGUGGAGAAACUCAUCAAAGCUGAGCACCUUAAGCAGUAAGUUUGCACAACCAGUAGGCAAAGAGAGGCCAGAAGUAGCCAUCCAAGCCCCUGUAUCUCCAGUAACUCCCAUAGCUGUCAUUAACUAUAUACACGGAGGCUCGAUAGAUGAUAAGCAUAGCACUAGGCGACAAAGGCGAAGGUUACUUCGUGCGGCUUUUGUAAAAGAAUGGAUUAGCUCGCUCCAACACACCUUCAAAGAAGGAAGUGUGCAUCCAGUCGAUGACACAAUCACCUUCUCUCUUAUAGAUGUCAAUUGGGUGUUGCAAUCGCAUGAAGACGUCUUAAUCCUAAUGCUGGGAGUGAGCAAAUUCGACGUGCGGAGAAUCCUAGUUGAUUCAGGUAGUUCAUUUGAUCUUUUACAAAUGUCGACCUACAGGCAAAUGGGCUACUCGCCAUCAAACCUAGAGAAUCUAGGACAUUUGCUAUCUGGAUUCAAUGGAGCUACAACAACCUCUUUGGGCGAUGUUGUAUUGCUCGUCCAAGCUGGCCCGAUCACAUUGAGUGUGCGGUUCUUAGUGGUCGACGAUCUGUCUCCAUACAAUGCCAUUAUGGGACAUGAAUGA
Messenger RNA from Vitis riparia (riverbank grape), 645 nucleotides. RefSeq lists its product as uncharacterized. Bases 1 to 645 code for a protein of 214 amino acids. The transcript has a single exon. The record is from RefSeq and is a predicted model, not a curated record. NCBI's taxonomy places the organism in Eukaryota, Viridiplantae, Streptophyta, Magnoliopsida, Vitales, Vitaceae.